Molecule: messenger RNA, 1722 nt
Organism: Xenopus laevis (African clawed frog)
Lineage: Eukaryota; Metazoa; Chordata; Amphibia; Anura; Pipidae
Gene: p2ry6.S
Product: pyrimidinergic receptor P2Y, G-protein coupled, 6 S homeolog
Exons: 3
Coding region: 488-1477 (329 amino acids)
Biological process (GO): G protein-coupled purinergic nucleotide receptor signaling pathway; phospholipase C-activating G protein-coupled receptor signaling pathway; cellular response to pyrimidine ribonucleotide
Cellular component (GO): membrane; plasma membrane
Molecular function (GO): G protein-coupled purinergic nucleotide receptor activity; G protein-coupled ADP receptor activity; signaling receptor activity
Source: RefSeq, a predicted model, not a curated record
AGCAGGAAUAUUGCACCCUGUUUAUAUUCUCUGUACUGUCGGUUCUGACUUCUAAUGUGGCAGAAGCCUGCUGGUAACCAGAGCUGCUUUCUCAUACACUGUUUCAAGAGACAGAACCAGCAGUGCACAAAGGAACAGGCACUUUCAAUAGCAAUGAUUAUUACAGAAACUGUCAAGAGAGUCUGUUCCUCCUUAUAUUUAAUGUAAUAACAAAAAAAAAAAGGGAAGUAUUCCGGGGUCCAGUGAUGUGAGAGCCUAAAAUGAGAAGUCUGGAGGGAGACAAGUCACAGAGAGAAGCAGCAGAGGAAUUACUGGUCAUACUGGUACCACCCAGGCAAAGAAGACUGAGACACGAUGAGCAGCAGUCACAUUGCCCAGUGCAGAGGCAGCCGCAAUACGUGGGAAUCCCAAAGGUCUCAGUUUCGCCACCCAGUGGAGGAGUGAGCCCUGAUCUGAACAUGUGAUCACUGUCUCCCCAUUAAGAAACAUGGAGAAUGUGACCUCAGACAUUGGGGCGAGUAAUUCCUGCACGUUCCACGAGGAGUUCAAGCAGAUUCUUCUUCCUGUGGUCUAUUCAGUUGUCCUCUUCUUCGGUCUCCCAUUGAACUUCAUUGUUAUCCUCCAGAUCUGCCUGUCCAAGAAAUCUCUGACCCGCACGGCCAUCUACACCCUGAACCUUGCGGUGGCCGACCUGCUCUACGUGUGUUCCCUCCCGCUCCUCAUUUAUAACUACAUUCAACACGACUACUGGCCCUUUGGGGACUUCACCUGCAGGUUUGUGCGCUUUCAGUUCUACACCAACCUGCACGGCAGCAUCAUGUUCCUCACUUGCAUGAGUUUCCAGAGAUACAUGGGCAUCUGCCACCCUCUGUCCGUCUGGCACAAGAAGAGAGGCAAGAAGUUCACGUGGUGGGUCUGUGCCAUUGUUUGGCUAGUGGUGGCCAUGCAGUGUGUGCCUACAUUCAUGUUUGUCUCUACUGGAAUCCAGAGGAAUCGGACUGUGUGUUAUGACCUGAGCCCUCCGGCCCUGUCCGAGCAGUAUUUUCCAUACGGAAUCACAUUGACUGUCACGGGGUUCCUGAUCCCCUUUAUUUCCAUCCUGGCCUGUUACUGCAGAAUGACCAAGAUCCUCUGCCAGAAGGAUGACCUCAAUGGAGCUCUAGUGCGGCAGAAGAAGGACAAAGCCAUCCGCAUGAUCAUCAUUGUAGUCAUGGUCUUUGCCAUCAGCUUCUUCCCUUUCCACCUCACCAAAACCAUUUACCUGGUGGUUCGCUCUCAGGACGAUGUGCCCUGCCUGGUUCUCCAGACUUUCGCCAUUGUCUACAAAUGCACCCGGCCCUUUGCCAGCAUGAACAGCGUCCUGGACCCCAUCCUUUUCUACUUCACCCAACAGAAGUUCCGCCAGAGCACCAAGGUCUUGGUCCAGAGAGUCACCUCCAAGUGGAAGUCGACCUCCUGUGAUAAAACUAAUGGCUGAUAUGGACCUUCUGAUCCUACUCACCAAUGCCCUGGAACUGGGAACCUUGUGCCUUCAAAGAGAUAUGGGGGUGACAAAUGGCACUUACUCUUGGUUUGGCUGCAAUGAGGAGGCGCCAAUGACCUUGGCUGAUGCAAGUAAAAAUGAAAUUAAGUCAAUGCAAAGUUGACGAGAGUGUUAUUCUAACCACUUUUGUAAUCCACGUUCAUUAUUUAUUUUGUUUUAAUUCCAAGAUAUUAAGGGAU